AUGUAUUCUCCACUUUCUCCUCCUGGAGAUCGUAAAAAACUUCCGCUAACUCCAAAAUUUUUCAAUUCCAAAUUAUUCAUUUUUAUCGCUCUGAUUUUCACGGUUUUCAUAUUUAUCGAAACUCGAAGUGCAAAUGAAAUUCCUGUGAAUUUUGAGCCGAAGGAAAUUCCAAAAAUCUAUCAGGAACCUGUAGUUACAACAACUGAAGGUGCUGAAAUUGCUCCGAAAAUUGUUAAAACUACAAGAAUCCCCCAACAUAAACUGAAUCCUUAUCGCGGGUAUUCUGGUCCGAAACACGAGUUAGAUGAUGUUGAAUGGGAAACCGAUUCACCGGUGAGUUUACGUUAUGCAAAUAUAAAAAAAAUUAAAAAGUUGUGCGGCGAGUGGGGAUCGAACCCGGGUCGUGCGAAUGAGAGGCGCGUGUGCUAACCACUCGGCUACGCAGAUGUUUUUGUAAGAGGAUGAAAAUGUCGCAUAUAAAAUGGGUGCCCUGUCGAUUUUCAGCGAGUCAACGAGAUCAGCAAAAUUGUUCAAGAACAAAUCUACGCGGCUCCAAGAUGUGAAGAUUCGGAUUCCGAACCUUCAGAAUCGGGAUCACAGAUCGCAAAAUCAGCAAUGCGUGGAUUUCAAGAAUGUGUCAAGCCGAUUUUCGAUUCGUUUAAUGGAGAAUUCAAAAAUCUUUUUGAUAAUUGGGUGAAUUCUGCUAGAAAAUGUGAUUUUAUUGAUGAAUAUAAGAGUUUGGAUAUUCGUGGGAUUUCGAAUCGAGAUGAGCUGAAAUGGCUGAUUUAUCCGAAAUGUGUGAGUUAUUUGGCGUAAGCCCGGAGUGUCGUAGUUAAACAAUUUUUGUGUUUAGCAACGACACUCCACUUUUACACUUCUCAAUAAAUUUCUUAUUAUAACGAACUAACGAUACUCCACCUUUACACUGAUGAAAAAAGCGUUGCGUAAACCCGGAGCGUCGUAGUUCUCAAUUAUUUCCAGCAAGAACAAAACCACCACGUAACCCUUGGAGUUGGACACGAUGUCAAAGCCGAAACCAAACUCAAAAAACAUCAGCCGAACACAAAAUUCUAUGGAGUCGAUCCGAUGAUUGAGAUCAAUUACGAGUUGAUUAUCAACGAUCUGAACGGGUCGUUUUUUGCGUUUGCUUUGUCGAAUGAGACCAAAUUGCAGUAUUUUCCAGUGUUGCCGGCGAGAAGUGAGAGAGGGAGAGGGGGGCUUUCCGCAAGCUUCCGCGCGCGCAGCGGCAUCCCAUCCCAGAUCUUAGGCGUGGCCGCUGCGCGGAAGCUUGCGGUCUACACUCGCGCUAAAGGCGCUCGGGGUUAAACCUAUGUUUAGAGCUAACUCCGAGCGCCUCAGGCGCGAGUGUAGACCGCAAGCUUCCGCGCAGCGGCCACGCCUAUGCUCAGGGAUGAGAUUGGGAAUCCCUGGGCGUGGCCGCUGCGCGGAAGACAGUGCCGCUUCGCGGAAGCUUGCGGUCUAGACUCGCGCCAGAGGCGCUCGGGGAUUUCUAGGCCUAAGCCUGAACCUAGGCUUAGACUCAAGGCUGAAGCUGAGCCUAAACUAAAUGUAUUAUAUACCUAAGCCUAAAGCCUAAGCCUAAGCCUAAACUAAAUGUAUUAUAUACCUAAGCCUAAAGCCUAAGCCUAAGCCUAAACUAAAUGUAUUAUAUACCUAAGCCUAAAGCAAAAAGCCUAAGCCUGAAGCCUAAGCCUCUUAUAAACCUAAGCCUAAAGCCUGAAGCCUAAGCCUAAGCCUAAAGCCUGAAGCCCAAGCCUAACCCAACCCCAAAUGGCGCAGUCUAGAGCUUCGCUCAGCCUGCGCCUGAACCCUGAAGCCUAAGCCUAAGCCUCCUAUAAACCUAAGCUUAAAGCCUGAAGCCUAAGCCUAAGCCUCUAAUAAACCUAAGCCUAAAGCCUGGAGCCUGAAGCCCAAAGCCUAAACCCAUCUCCCAAUCUCAUUUUUUUCUCCAGGCCGCUAUGCUCCACAAUCCGUCGUAACCCUCGACGUCGGAUAUUUUUUCGAAAAACUCCUGAUCCUCAAAAAAAUCGACACACUUUUCCUGGACAUUGAAAGCGGCGAAGAAUAUUUCUUCGAUUAUUUCGCAAAAGGCGGAAAAUUCGACGAAAUCGGCAUGACAAUCUGCCAAUUCAACGUCGAAUUUCAUCCGGGUUACACCAACAACUACAAAGCCUAUUAUAAAUUCUUGGAGCAAACCAUCAAAGACAAACGGUACAUCUUCUUGAGACCGGCUCAUCAUAAUCCGGGAUAUUUUAAAAUGUAUUUUUUGAAUUUGGAGAGCAAGGAAUGUGUUAGGAAAUUCAUUGGAUCAUGA
Molecule: messenger RNA, 2335 nt
Organism: Caenorhabditis angaria
Lineage: Eukaryota; Metazoa; Nematoda; Chromadorea; Rhabditida; Rhabditidae
Source: the annotation of a GenBank genome assembly